ACGCCUGACACUGCUGGUUCUCCCUCUGCAACCGUAACACGGGGAAUCGGAUAAGGUUCUCCUCUAUCUCCGAGAAGACGACGACGAGCGAGAGAUCGGAGCACCGAGCACGUACAAUGGAGUCUACGCUGAUCACGAGAUACCCCAUCCUUCCCUGUCCCCCGAGACGGGCCACCUCGCCUUCGCGCUGCUCCGCCGGAGCCGGCCGCACCGCCUCCGCGUCGUUCCCCCCCGUCGGUGGCCGCGGCGUCCUUCGUUCCCGAAGCGGCGGGGGUGCCGGUGGCGAGGGCUCAUCGCUCUCCGCCGCGGCGGCCGCGCUCGGCGAGGCGGCGGCGGCGGGGGGCGGCGCCGGAUCCGACUCCGCGGCCAUCCUGCUCAAUGUCCAGGGGAUGAUGUGCGAUGGAUGCGCUGCGAGCGUGAAGCGGAUUUUGGAGAGCCAACCUGAAGUUGCUUCCGCUACCGUUGAUUUUAAGGAAGCAAAAGCAGUCGUGUGGACAACAGCCGAGGCCAAGGUAGCUGAAGAUUGGCAAAAGCAAUGUGGAGAAAAACUAGCAAAUCACCUGGGCACCUGUGGAUUUGAGUCUCGCCUGCAAGAGUAAGAAGAAACCAAGCGAAGUCAACCAUGGAUGUCGAAGACGCAGUGCAGCCGACGUUCUGUCAUAAGGUACCACAUGUGCUCGCAGGCUUGCAAAACUAAGUUGCCAUGCUGGAGAAUUCAGCAGCAACGCAUUACAGCGUUUCAAUGCUCCAAGCUAAACCUUAGUGCCAGAAUGCUAACAUCACAUUUCCCUUGUUCAUGAACUUUAGAAAGUUCAUCUGGAAAAGCGUGACCAAGAACAAUCCAGAGGGUCUUGUACCCCCAGCUGCAUUCUUCAUCCUAAUUAUUUACCUAUGACGUGGCUUGUGGACAGUGGGUGUGUGGCUCAAAUGAGGCUUAACUAUUCAAGUAUUAUCUCCCUUUUUAAUGUUUGAAAUCGUCAACU
Oryza brachyantha (malo sina) is the source of this 983-nucleotide messenger RNA. RefSeq names its product copper-transporting ATPase PAA1, chloroplastic-like. The coding region runs from base 117 to 599 and encodes 160 amino acids. Lineage: Eukaryota; Viridiplantae; Streptophyta; Magnoliopsida; Poales; Poaceae. Gene Ontology annotation, molecular function: metal ion binding. The record is from RefSeq and is a predicted model, not a curated record. The transcript is spliced from 4 exons.